Messenger RNA from Peronospora matthiolae, 1392 nucleotides. NCBI's taxonomy places the organism in Eukaryota, Oomycota, Peronosporomycetes, Peronosporales, Peronosporaceae. The record is from the annotation of a GenBank genome assembly.
AUGGCAUCGGAGACCGUGAAAAGUGAAGCCCAACUGCUGUUACAUCAACUCACAAGAUUCCACGACGCAAGCAAGGCACUGACCCGACUAUUUGAAGGAGACUGGGAGCAGGAUGCCAGAAGACGCGCCGUGUUCCUGCAGCUGCUACAUUGGCAGAACUCCUUAGCUUCCAGUUGUCUCAAAGAUGUGCUGGCUGAUUUUGAGACCAGUGACGAGAACGGGGACAUUGAGCUGCGCAGUGACAUGGAGCUGAGAGUGCUGGGCAAACCCGCGGUGCUGUUUGCCGCCUCCAUCUACGACGAGGACCUGGCCAUGUUGAUCUGGUCAGGCUUCAUUCAAUUCCACGCGCGUUAUCCAGCAUUUGAUCUGACGCGACAGGUGCUGGACAAUUCAGCCGACUCGCUCGGGUACUCAGCUCUCCAUUAUGCAAUUGAAGCGCAGAUGGAAACGUUUUUGCAGGCGGUGUGCAAGGAGCUGAAGCCCGAGACGACGAUGUCGGUGGUUGGCCACGUCGUGACUCAAGACGUGACGUUGCCGGUGAAUACUGCUGUCAAUAUGGGCAAGACCAUUGCAAGUGGAGGUUGCUCGCUGCUGCAUCUUGCAGCCAAGAAGGGGGAGCUGAAGAUGGUCAAGUGGUUUGUCGAAUCGCCCAUGUGUAUGGAUCCAAUGACUUUGCGCGACUGGGACGGGAGCUCUGCAGCACGCGUUGCAGCGACCCAUGGACAUGAUGAGGUUGCUGCAUUUCUCGAGGGUAUCACUGGUGAGGCGACGUUAAGCACGUCAGAAGUCGAAGAGCUACGAUCGAAGCGCGAGGUGAUUGCGAGAGACCGGUACUUGGCGCACUUAGAGCCUCAGGAAUCCAUGCUGGAGCCGUACGUGUUUUCAAAUAUCUGGAGUCUUGACGAGACUGAUCUCGUGCGAAGCGAAGUGAAUCACGCGGCAGCCAAGCAUGGUUGGUGCAAGAAGCGCCACGCUUCUUACCAGACAACCGACAUGCCUUGUCAUCAAGUUGCGAGGAUAGACUCCUGGGUCCGCUCGACGCUGACAUGGCGAUUGUUUCCUCAGAUCAUGGAGCGCUAUCAAUUGCCCGCGUCGCAGCAACUGCGCUUCCGUGACCUCUUCUUUGUCAAAUACGAGGCAUGCGAAGGCGAACGCUCAGACCUCGCCCUGCACCGCGACGGAUCCGUUCUGUCGUUCAACAUGUUGUUGAACUCGGCCGAUGAAUUUACCGGAGGUGGCACCCACUUUGACGCGACGAAGCGUACGGUGCACAUUACACAAGGAGAGGUCACGGUACACAGCGGAAAAGUGCUUCACGCCGGUGCACCGGUCCUAUCCGGCGUCCGUCAGAUUCUGGUUGGCUUCCUGGAUAUCACGGACUGGGCGUUCUAG